GUCGUGUCUAUCCGCUCUGCCUUCUGCUAGGUGCUACUGCUGCUAGCUAGUAGUAAUGUAGGACACAAUUGCACAGCUAUUUCAAUUAAUGAGCAGAGAAAUUAUUAUCCCUAUAUUAGUCACAAGAGGAUCGGAGUCCCUUUGCUGCAUCUGCUGCUUGGAAGGAACACCCUUGACAGUGUCUAACAUUGCUGUGAUCCAUGUAGGAAAUCACCAACUUGUGUGCUAGGGAAUUGUAGCUCUGUGCAGAAAUGACUUUGCCAGUGAUCAGACAGAAGGACCUGAAGACCUACCAGAUAGUGGCGACAAGUACAGAACACGUCUAUAAAUCCACUUAUGAACUCACCGGCCGCUGCGUCUUCAUAAAACUCUUGUCUUUGGCUGACCGAACCGAAAGGCAACGGAAAGAAAUCCUCAGAGAGGUGGAGUUUAUCGGCAGGAUAAAAUCCGAGCACCUGACAGAAACACUUGGAAUUUAUCGGACAUCAAAUACGAUUGGUAUUGUGACAGAGUGGAUGUCAAAUUUAUCACUGCACUCUCUCAUUUACCAGCGUGACCUGUAUCCUGAACUACCACUCAGUAUAUGCAUCCGAUUGCUGGCAGACGUUGCCGAGGGUCUGUGCUUCUUACAUAACCUAAACCCUCCUGUAAGGCACCAACGCCUGAAACCCUGCAAUGUCCUUCUUGAUGCCCAAUACAGAGCAAAGCUCUCAGAUUUCUGGUUGUCAGAACAGCAAAAAGUUUCCGUUUCCCAAAACAAGGACGAUAACGCAUCUCUAGUGUAUCUCUCGCCUCAAAGACUGCAGAGACAGAGACCAACCAAAGAAGAUGAUAUCUACAGCUUCGGGAUGCUUCUAUAUGAAAGCCUAAGUAGACAACGACCAUUCCUUGAAAAUAACCCCUUGAAGCUGGAAACCGAAAUCAUUAGAGGCAUCAGACCACAACCACACAUAGAUGUUAUCCUAAAGGCCACAGAUCUCCCACACACCCAACGCACAAACCUAAAUCAGCUCAUCAACGUGUGCUGGCAUCAGAACCCCAACAGAAGACCAUCAGCAGCUGAAUGCUUGUCCCGCCUGCGAAGCGUCCAGCAGACUUUUUCUAGUGCAGAGACUGAACGUGACGUUCACGCCCUCUGGUUAGAGAAGGAGAGGGCAACACAGCAUUCCCAGACAUGUGAAGUGGAAUAUAACAUCAUAUAUUUAGAUGAGGGCUGGACAACCAAUAGCAACAGGAGUCGCACACAGAGUGCCCCCGAAGAGAGCAUUGACGCAUCCUCACUCUGUCCUGGGACAAAGAAAGAACAAAGGAGUGCCAGCCUGCCAGUUCCAACUAAUAAGACCAAUGUUUACACGCCUAACGCAUUCAGGAAUCACAAGGUCAGAUGGGCACACACAGAGCCAGGAGAUCAGGCCACAUGUCCUCAAUUUGUCUGGUACAUGAACUUUGUUGAGACCCUGACAAAGAACAGGGAGGUCAUCCUAACCCGCAUGACAGAAGGACACCUCAAUCAUCUCAUUGAUAUUAUGAUGUCCAAACGUGUACUGACCCGGGGUGACUAUGAAAACAUCAAAGCAGAGAGGACUUUACAAUGUCGAACAAGGAAAUACCUGGAUACUUGCUCCCAAAAGGGGGAAGAGGCAUCACGGAUGGCUAUAGACAACCUCUUCUCCCGAAAUGUCAUUUUUAUGCAUCCUAGAAACCCAGCAUGAAAAUGAGAAGAACCCAGCAAUAUUGUUGCCGUGGAACACUAAUGGAUUGACACAUUGCUGCACUUGUUGGUGAACAUUCAUUAUAGAUUGCUAACAUGCACAGAAUCCUGCUAUAUUAGUGUGAUUUAUGGGCAUACAAAAAUACACAAAAUGAUAUAGAUAUUUAUAUAUGAGUGUGAGAUGCAGUAUAACAGGCAGGUGCUAUUGUCUGUACUUUAAAAAAAAAAAAACUCAGUCAAGCAGAUUGUAUGCUGCACUGGAGAAUGCUAACAGAAUUGAGAAAGCCCAGUUUGUUGUGGAACUGAUGUGCCUUGCGUCUACUCUUGUAUACUGUAUGUGAUGGGCAUAAGACUUAAAGAUCAAGAGACUAGAAGCUUGCUUACCACAGCUUGGCAGAGCAGUCACACUCAUGACAAUAUUUAGUUCCUGUAGAAAGAGAUCAAAUUGUUAUCUCGUGAAAGAGAUCAUAGGGUAAAUUUACUAAGGUGGGAGAUUUUUAGAACUAGUGAUGUUGCCCAUAGCA
Messenger RNA from Pseudophryne corroboree (corroboree frog), 2235 nucleotides. RefSeq names its product receptor-interacting serine/threonine-protein kinase 2-like. Lineage: Eukaryota; Metazoa; Chordata; Amphibia; Anura; Myobatrachidae. Gene Ontology annotation, biological process: regulation of apoptotic process; protein phosphorylation. Gene Ontology annotation, molecular function: protein serine/threonine kinase activity; ATP binding. The transcript is spliced from 12 exons. The coding region runs from base 252 to 1712 and encodes 486 amino acids. The record is from RefSeq and is a predicted model, not a curated record.